AUGGUACUUCUAAAACCCGAUGAAGAUCUCCUUAACUGCAAUGGUAGGUGUAAUGACCUAGUCGUGUCCUGGUUGACCGAUUCACUUUCUAAAGACCUAGCUCGUAGUGUAGAAUCUUCUGAAUAUGCUAAGGACGUUUGGAGUGAAUUGGAGGAGAGAUAUGGAAAGGCAGAUGCUGCUAGAGUGUUUGAACUAAAGAAGGACUUAGCCCACAUAGCCCAAGGUGCUGUUGACAUAGCUUCAUAUUUUAACAAAAUCAAACAACACUGGGAUGAAAUUGAUGCACUUUCCAUAACUCGUGUCAAUUCUUGCACUUGUGGGGCUAAGUCUGAAUACCAAAAGGAUAAAAUAUGCAAAAUCAGCACUGUUUAUAGCAUAUUAUUGUCUGAUGAGAAACAGAGGCAAGUUUCCAUUAUACCUCAAUUUUCAUCCACUUCUACAUCUUUCAAUGUUGGAACUUCUAGUGGGACUCCUAGGCAGUCAUUUCCCUCAAAAGUGAAUUUUGAUAAUCAAAAACCUGGGUUGUUUUGCAAGUAUUGUAAGAGGACAAAUCACACCAUUGAGAAAUGCUAUAGACUACAUGAGUAUCCAUUUGAUUUUAAGUUUACAAAGGGUUCAGGCAAUAAGAAUAAGAAUGCUACUCAUGAUACACUUGAGCAUCCUUAUCCCUGCUCAACCUCUAAUUUGGUUUCUAAUCCUAUUGUUUCACAACCUCAACACUAA
Messenger RNA from Lycium ferocissimum, 723 nucleotides. RefSeq lists its product as uncharacterized. The transcript is spliced from 2 exons. The record is from RefSeq and is a predicted model, not a curated record. NCBI's taxonomy places the organism in Eukaryota, Viridiplantae, Streptophyta, Magnoliopsida, Solanales, Solanaceae. Bases 1 to 723 code for a protein of 240 amino acids.